Molecule: messenger RNA, 6086 nt
Organism: Onthophagus taurus
Lineage: Eukaryota; Metazoa; Arthropoda; Insecta; Coleoptera; Scarabaeidae
Molecular function (GO): protein-containing complex binding; intracellularly cyclic nucleotide-activated monoatomic cation channel activity
Source: RefSeq, a predicted model, not a curated record
UUAAAAUUUUAAAUAUGGUUGAAGAUAAAUUAGCGACACAAAAUGUAUUUUCGAAAUUAAUUUUUCUUCCCUUUAACGAACCAUGGGCUUAUUUCAUUGCGUUAACAACGUUAUUGAAUGUUAUUAUAAACAUAAUCCAUUUUUUCUUUCAAUAUAGUACGGAAACGUGGUCUUACAUUUACUAUGCUUUCGAAUUUUUCUUUCUUGUUAACAUCAUCGGCCUUUUAAUACAUAGGUAUAUGCCAAAACAACGAAGAAGCAGAACCGAAGAACCCAUUCAUCCUCUUCACCUAUUGUUAAAUAUUAUCUCUGUAUUGCCGUACUAUGAAAUUCACUAUCUUUUACAUUUACAUACUUGGAAUGUAUAUAAACCAGUUGAUUUUUAUAGAAUCAAAGUGGUGUUAAGAAUUAUAAGUGUGUACCUUUUUUUUAAAAGGAAAACAAAUUCUGUUGGUAUAAAUCACGUAGCUGUUGUAAUUAUGCAACAUCUUACAAGAGUAUUGGUGAUUAGCGUCGUGUUAUCUUGCGUUUGGUAUUUGUUUGCGUGUUUUCGUUGCGGUUUUAGAAAUUGGACCCAUGCUGUACCAACCGAUACAAUUAACGUUAAUAAUUCGUUGCAUUGGUGGAUAACUAGUUUUCAUAUAACCUCAAGUAUUGUGGCGCAUAAUUGGAUGGGGAGAGUGUUAAGUGAUAGAGAAUUGGAAUGGAUUUUUAUUAUAUUUUCUAUGCUGCUUGGAUUUUCGAUGCAUUUAAUGAUUUUUUUGGGCGAAUUAACAGCCCUUUUUUCCCAUCUUCAUAUUUAUCAAUUUAAUUUUACAACGCGCAUUAAAAAAACGAUGGAUCUUCUUAAGGAUUGGAACGUGGACCAAAAAAUUCAACGAAAAGUGAUUGAUUAUUACGAGUUUUUUUGGGAAAAACGCAAGGGUGAAAAAAAGAUGCCUUUGGCGUUUUUUUGGUUACCCGUAACCGUUCAAAGAGCUGUCGCUUUAGAUAUAUUUUGGGAUGCUUUAAGACAUUCUCAUCUGUUAACAAUAACGGAUAUGUCGUUUAAAAAGAGUAUUGCAAUGGUGAUGCGAAGUGAAUUUAUGUUACCGGGGGAUUAUAUUUAUAAAGCCGGGGAGAUAAAAUCAAAAAUGUUUUACAUCGUUUCAGGGGUUGUCCAAGUUCUUUCCUCGGAAGAUAACGAAUCGCCGUAUUUGUCUUUAUCCGCUGGGACUUUAUUGGGCGAAUUUAACAUUUUUCGCCCAAUCAUUGGAACAGCAAGUGUUAAAUGUGCCACGUUUUGUGAAUUUCACACAUUAAAAACUACGGCUUUAGUAAAGAUUUUAGCACAACAUCGUUUGACGGCGCAAAUGAUACACGGACUUGUUUUAUCGAGAACUGAUAGCGCUAAAAAGUUGUAUUCUAAAACUAGAUACUUAAGAAUUAGGGAAGAUAAUGAUGUCUCAAUGAAACGAUUUAAACAUCAAUGGAGAGCUGUGCACGCUUUGCAUAUCAAUAAAAAAGAGGAGAUUCAAGAUAGUCUUUGGCAACAAUUAGAUAAAACGUUUUACUCGGCUUAUUUGGAUUUUAUGGUGUUAAGUGAAGAAGUUGAAUUGAAGAUCCAAGCGAUUUGUUUAACAUCGCAAUGUCCACUUAUAAUGGAGCCUCAAUCUAGUUUUCGUCAUUUCUGCGAUUGGAUUGUUUUAAUUUGUAUUUGCGUGCAGUUUAUUUUAAUUCCGAAAGUGGCGUUUUUUGAUGUUGAGGUGUCGCCUCAAAGCAUGGUUUAUUUAAGCAUUCUCGAUAUGACGAAUUAUUUCGACAUUUACCUCCAAUUAACGACAGCCAUUAAUCUUCAAUCGCAGAUUAUUUCGAAAUGUGGCGAAAUUUUUCUUCAUCGGAUCGUCCAAUUUACGUUUCUCAUCGAUGUGGUGGCCAGCUUUCCAUAUCCACUGUUAGUUAAAUAUGUUGGGCUAAAGGAUUUGGUGUUAUUGUCUACUUUACCAAGAGUUAUUAAAAUUUAUAAACUAUUCGUGCUCAUCGAUGAGAAAUUAAAAAGCCCUUUCCGAAGAAACAUUUUUCUUAAAAUUAUUAAAUACGUUUUACUUCAUUUAAUAACGAUUUAUUUAUUUUCUACAGGAUAUUACGCCAUUGCGUGUUUCAAAAAUCUUUGUAUAAUGAAUAGUUGGUUUUCCCAAUUUAGAAUACCCUCCGAACAACGUUUUAGCAUCGCUAUAUAUCAUAUUUCCUCUGUGUAUUUAGGAGUCGGAGUCACCGAUGUUAUAUCUUACCUUUUAACCGAUGUGAUAUAUCGAACAAUCAUGAUAUACUUCGCUUAUUUCUUAUUCACAACAAGCAUCGCUGAUAUAACAGCCAGCGUUGUGUUAAGUGUCAGAAAAGGUUACGCUCAUCAAGACGAAAUCCAAAUGGUCGAUCAUAUCAUGAAGCAACGAAGCAUCGAUAUGAAUCUCCGUAAAAGAUUAAUGAAGAUUCUAAAUUUUAAUUGGCGACUAAAUGAAGGUUCCGACUUGUAUGGCCCUCACGGGAUACUUCGUUUAUCAGAAAAACUUAAAGCAGAUACAUACACCGAAAGAAUUAUGAAUACUCUCAAAUUAGUGCCUUUAUUUCAAUCGUUUGAGCCACAAGUUGUAAAGCUUUGUGCGGCGCAUAUGAAAAUAUCUGUUUUACCCCCCGGAACGCAUUUAAUGAACGCUGGGAUAUUAACAAUGACCGUGUACGUAAUUGUACGUGGUAAAUGCUCAAUGACUUCAGAUCUUCCCGGCGAUAAAGAACGUAAAAGUGUUGUUAUCUUAAAAAGGGGAGAUAUGCUAGCACCGUUGGAAUUAUUACAUCGCCUUAAAUCGUUUGUAACGAUCCAAACUAUCACUGCCGUUGAAAUCCUGGAGUUGCCCUAUGAAACUUUUCAAGAUAUUAUUAAGAGUCACCCCUUAACAAACGAACCUUUACAAAUGUCGCUAACUGAACAUAUUGAAAAAUUUCAAAAUACUUUGUAUAAAAAAGGAUGUAGAUUGCCACCGAUGAUUUCAGUUAUACCGGCUUUAGGAGGAGUUGAUUCGUUUUCAUAUACUGUUUAUAAAAGGAAAUUGCUUAUCAUUGAUGAGUAUACUAAAGCUUUUCUUGAAAUGAAACAUUGGUCAUGGUUACGUUACGUUCUUCUCCGUCGCACAAUUGACCCCAAAGGAAAAUUUUUUAUUACUUGGGAAGCAUUUAGAAUAACAACAAUCUUAGUUGAUAUAACUUUGGGUUUGUUAACGGCGAAUUUGCUUUCGACGAAAUUGGCCGUGGUGAGUGGUUUGGUGGGAAGUUUUUGCUUCGUGGCAGCUGUAGACGUUUAUGUUCGGUUGCAUUGUCAAUACUAUAAUAAUGAUGGAAUCUUGAUAACGCACCCACUUUAUACCGCAAAGCAUUAUAUUGGAUGUUCGUUCCCUAUAGAUAUCAUCCAAACUUUACCACAGUUUUUAUUAAGAUCAGCUUAUGUGUUUGGAUCUGGAAAUAUCAUGCAAACUAAAGCCCUGUUGAGAAUUUGUUUGAGAUCUCUACAAAUAUAUCGGUUUUAUAAGUCGAUGACUUACUUAGAAAGCUUGGUUACUUGGUGGUGGGGAUCUUUACUAAUCAAAGCGAAAUAUACGGUGUUUCUUAUUGGAUUUUUAUUAGCAAUAACUAAUAUUUUGAUGAUUCUUACGUGUUCGUUUGUUGAUGUUACCGAAACCGAAUUUUAUAUUAACUGUAGUGGAAGAACUUGGAUUACUACUUCUUCACUCCCAGAAAUACUUUCAACAAACACAGUAUUUAUUCAAACUUUAUAUUACGUAGUAUGUAUUUACGCAGGAACUUUAACUGGUAUUUUCGGAAUUGGAAGUGGAAAUGAGUUAACAACUUUUAUUAUUUUGAUGUGGAUACUUUCUAUGGUAAGAUGGAUCGUUAUAAGCGGAUUCACAAGUUGUACCACUGGAGGUGGAAUUAAUUUAGCAAAUUAUCAAGCUCGUAUGAAACAAUUUUUAAAAUUUGCAAAAGAUGUCCGACUUCGCGAUCAUUUAAUAAAAGAAACUGUAGCGCAUAACGAAAUGGUUUGGAAACUAACUCAAGGAUCAAACAUUGCAAAAAUCUGCUCAAAGUUUAAUCCGUUUCUAAGAUCACAAUUUAUAUGUUUCUUAUAUGAAUCGACGUUAAGAGUGACGAGAUUAAUGUUGAAUUCUUCCGAACCGUUUUUAUUGGCGGUUGCACAACGAGUACAAGAAGUGCAUUAUAAAGCGGGGGCUGAUGUAAUUCGAUGCAACGAUGUUCAAGCUUAUAUAUACGUUGUAUAUACCGGGUUGGUUGAAAUUUCCGUUGCAAGUUGCCAAGUGUGUUUGUUGGAAAAAGGGGGUGUAUUUGGUUGUUUUUCUGCAACUAAUGGCGAAAGACAAAUGAUAUCAGCUAAAGCAAUAACAAAUAUAACUCUUUUAGCUAUUAAGAGUAAAGAGUUUCAUAGAUUGUUGCAGUAUUGGAAGAAUGAAUCUGCAGAAGAAAUUCUUAACGUUAUUUUAUCAACUAGACAAGAAUACAACAUCUCACUUAUGUGCACGGUUCCACCAGAAAUAUUUCACAAAAAAUAUUUAAGAAGCAUUAAAGGUCAUUUGUUGAGGUACCACAAAUACUUGGAAAGGUUUAAUAGAAUACUGCCAGUCACGGGAAUGAAAUAUAAAUAUUGGAAAUACAUAGUUUGCGUUCAUAUAUCUUUUAUUACCAGCACAGCUUCGUUAUUAAAUUUGUGUAUUAAUAUAAAAACACCAACACCCCUUGUGCUAAUGCUGUUAUUUUCUCUUUCCGAUGUUAUAUUUGCAAUUAAUCUGCUUAUUGGGUUCAGUAUGUAUUAUCAAGAUCCUUAUUCGGGGGUUUUAGAAAAAAUCGGGAAGAAUAUCGCCAUUAAGUAUUUAAAAUCAUAUUUUACCUUCGACUUGUUGAUUUGUUUUCCAUUCGAACAAAUUGGAUCAUUAUUUAUGACAAGUGGUUCGAAACUAUUUGGCAUAAAUAGAAUAAUAAGAUAUUAUUAUUUAGUAGACUAUUACAACCAGUGUAACGCAAAAUUAACUGUUAGUAAACAUCUACGUUGGACUUAUUUAUUGUACAAGACACUAUUUUAUAUUCAAUUAACUGCAAAUGUUUGGUUAAUAUUUGGUUGUGACGAUGGAGUUUGCCGAUACGUUUAUAACAUAGUAGGACGUCCAACUUACUUUAUCGAUACAAAAUCGAUUAGAACAGCCAUAAUCGUAACUUACGCCUUAGUUAUAAGCAUGUUUUCUUCCACCGGGUUAAGAUUAGUUUGCCCACACAACACCAAUCAAUUAAUAAUUAUUUUAAUAGUAUCAUAUUUAAUUCAAUACAUUAUUGCUACCAUCAUAAGCGGUUUUGCCACAUUAAUUAUGAUAGAACGAAGCAUCAUGAUGAAGUAUCAACACGAAAUUGAUAUUCUCAAACAGUACCUAAAGGGUCGUGAUUUAUCCCCACCAAUUUUUAAAUUAGUAUGGGAAUAUCUUCUACAACUGUGGAAUAUGCAAAGAGGAGAAUGGGUGCCUAAAGCUUUAUACGACGCUCCUUCGUACUUAAAACAAGAUAUCAUGAAAUCGCUUUAUAUGCAACAUAUCGAAUCUCACUAUUUGUUUGAAAACACCCACAUAGAUUUCCUUCGGCAAUUAGUUAUCCAUUUGAAACGAUGCAUCUAUUUACCGGGAAAUUAUAUUGUCGAAAGCGGUGAUGUUGAUAGUGCAAUUUACUUCAUUCAUAAAGGAGAAGUUGCUGCUUACAUGGUAUCCGGUGAUGAAGAAAUUCAAUGUUACUUUUUAAGUGCAAACAUGUCGUUUGGGGAAAAUCAGGGAUUGCAAAAAAUACCUUAUCAACAUUCGUAUAAGGCAAUUACCACCGUGGAAAUUUUAGUUUUAAAGAAGGAAUCUUGGGAUUAUUUAGUAACGCAUUUUCCUGCAAGUUAUGAACUUAUACAGGCUAAAUCUCUUGAGUAUGGACUUCGUUUUCAAGCUACGUAUGCUGGAAAAACUGGUGGUGUUGCAGUUUCUUUAAAUGCAUCCUUUUCUCUAACACAGUCUCUAUAA